Molecule: messenger RNA, 1467 nt
Organism: Botrytis deweyae
Lineage: Eukaryota; Fungi; Ascomycota; Leotiomycetes; Helotiales; Sclerotiniaceae
Exons: 3
Coding region: 1-1467 (488 amino acids)
Biological process (GO): peptidyl-proline hydroxylation to 4-hydroxy-L-proline
Cellular component (GO): endoplasmic reticulum
Molecular function (GO): procollagen-proline 4-dioxygenase activity; iron ion binding; L-ascorbic acid binding
Source: RefSeq, a predicted model, not a curated record
AUGGCGAAAUCAAAGGCCAAGAGGAAGCAGCAAAAUCUGCCCAUUGAGCAAAACAUUAAGAAAGUAAAGACUACAAGUAUUAUCACUCCACCGCCGGAGCUUUCAACUGAACCCAAGACUCUUCACGAUCUUCUAAUCGCCGAGGAAGAUAUCGAAAUAUCCGUUGACACCCUCAAAAUAUUAGCGCAGAAUCCUGCUUUGAUAAAAUCGAAGGCAUGUAAGGAAUUGCGGACUGCGGUUUUUGACUUUCGAAAUGCUUGCACAACAGGCUUCAAUGCGUCUAUCGACACAAACCCCACGGCUCGCAUCAGCGGUGCUCUUGCAGAUGAAGGCUAUACCGAAGCUAGAAUUUUACUUGCGGAGAUGCGAAUCCGAGGGCAAAAGCCCAAAUUAGGUGCGCUCUGCCGAUGGGUUCGAGAUUUAGACGUUGUGAGUGGUUUAGCAGAGCAACUUGACGAAACCGCAGCCAAGCGAACGGCGAGAGAGGAGCAAUUAUUGGUUGUGCUAGAUGCGAUACUUCGAGUCACAGGCCCAGUGGACUAUUCGAUCGAGGAUGGUAUAGACACAAAUGGUCCCAUUGUACCAAGGAAAGCAUGGAACUUGAGGGAUGAGUCAAUACCACGCAACCAGACCUACAAUUCGGUUCUAGACGGUAGCAUAUUCAAUCACUUGCCAAAAGAUAUCAAGUCUCGAUUCCGAGUCAUAGAAACAACACCAGGAUUGGAUCGCAAGCCAGCAAACCUCCAUCCGGCGAUCCUCUGGGCAUCACAGGACAAUGCCAUUGCCUUUUCUGAUACUCCUCCAAAGACAACUCACCAUACACAUCCAAUUGUGCCAAAUCUACAUCUACUUAAGGAUGUUUUGAGUCUAGAAGAAUGCAUUCGAAUCAUUGCCGCUGGCGAGACUGUGGGAUUUACACCAGAUGCCCCAAUACGUGAGGAAGGUGAGGAGAACAGUAUUUUGGCCCACAACUUUUAUUGGGUUGCGGAUAAUGCUUUCUGCGAUGGAGUGUGGAAUAGAGUUAAAGAAUUUGUUCCAACGCAAGUCAAUGGAAAACAGGUAAGAGGUUUGAACAGAAGAUUUCGUGUAUACCGCUAUGUUCCUGGUGCGGAAUAUCGUGCCCAUAUCGAUGGUGCUUGGCCCCCUUCCGGAAUUGACCCCACGAAUGAUAAAUACAUCUAUGACUCUUCUCCACCUGAAGCAAAGCAGUCUUCUUUAUUCACAUUCUUGAUAUAUCUGAACGAUGAGUUUGACGCUGGAGAGACGACUUAUUUCCUUCCAAGCGCCAAAGAAGGUAGCAUGAAUGCGUAUUCAAUAAAGCCGAUUCAAGGUAGUGUGGCAAUGUUUCCACAUGGUGAGACUGAGGGAAGUUUACUUCACGAAGGCACCGGUGUUAAACGAAGCUCGAAUGCUUCAGCAAAGUACGUCAUUCGAACCGACGUAUUAUACGAUGUCGAUAGCAGAUGA